AUGAAGACGUACACGAAAUUCCUCGUCGCCUUGACCUGGACGACUUCCUUCUCCGCCUAUGUUAACGGGUGGCCAACGCAUGACGAGAUCGUCCAGUCCACUCAGGAACGCGCCACCGCUGACUCUAUCGAUCUCGACGCGAUACCUAGCUUCAACCUCAGUUCCGCUCUUGACAGCAUCGCGUCAACAUACCUCGAUGGCCAGGCGCAAGAAAUGACACAGCGCAAUAGCUCGAAUGCCACCACAAUCAUCGAUGUUCAUGCGCAUUGCGUCCCUGACUGGUAUCGCGCAAUCGCACCAACAGCCGGCGGGAACCCGACACCGUUUUGGAACGUCAGCGGGCAUCUCAACUUCAUGGCGAGCCAAGGCAUCUCGCACGCAGUCGUGGCAUUCUCGCCCGGCGCGAACGUGUAUCCUGGCAGUCGAGAAGCGACCAUCGCGCUUGCUCGCCUGAUCAAUGAGCAGUCCGCAGCCUAUGCGCGAGUCUACCCCAACCACUUCUCGUUCUACGCCGUUGUACCGCUCCCAUAUACCCAGGAUGCAAUCGCUGAAGCCAUGUACGCUCUCGACACGCUUGAAGCCGCAGGUAUCGCGCUCUACUCCAAUUUCGAAGGUCGAUACCUUGGCGACUCUGCCUUCACGCCCUUCUUCCAAGCCAUGGACGCGCGCGGGGCCGACCAGAUCAUCUACAUCCAUCCCACGACCCCGUACUUGCGCAUCAACGGCUCACUCAUCGAAGCAAACCCAACGACAUACCCGACCGGCAACAUCGAGUUCUACUUCGAAACCGCGCGCGUACUCCAAGAUCUCGCCGUCACGCAGACAAUCCUCAACUUCACCAACAUCAACUACAUUAUCCCACACGUCGGCGGCGCAUUCCCGUCUGUCGCAGACCGCCUGUUGAAGUCGUUUCCCGCGAUCUACGACCGCACCCUGGCCGCUUUGCAGACGCGCUUCUUCUGGGAUUCCGCGGGCCCGACGUACUUCCACCAAGUUGGUGGUCUUCUCGCGUACGACAUACCGGCUUCGCAGCUCUUGUUUGGGACAGAUUACCCGUACGCGCCGAUAUUCACGUAUGCGCCUUCGCUAGUAGGUAUUAAGAUGUCGCGUUUCGUGGACGACUUCGAGCGUGAAAGAAUCUUCUUUAGAAAUGCGCAAGAGCUUUUUCGCGAUCGUAUUGCUUUGUAA
Messenger RNA from Alternaria metachromatica, 1188 nucleotides. RefSeq lists its product as uncharacterized. Gene Ontology annotation, cellular component: cytoplasm; cytosol. NCBI's taxonomy places the organism in Eukaryota, Fungi, Ascomycota, Dothideomycetes, Pleosporales, Pleosporaceae. The transcript is spliced from 3 exons. Gene Ontology annotation, molecular function: carboxy-lyase activity; hydrolase activity. Gene Ontology annotation, biological process: secondary metabolic process. The record is from RefSeq and is a predicted model, not a curated record. The coding region runs from base 1 to 1188 and encodes 395 amino acids.